Messenger RNA from Arabis nemorensis, 783 nucleotides. Lineage: Eukaryota; Viridiplantae; Streptophyta; Magnoliopsida; Brassicales; Brassicaceae. The record is from the annotation of a GenBank genome assembly.
AUGAGUCACCGGAGAGAUUCCGGCAGCGAUGCAGUUCACGUGAUACCCACCAACGACCCUCCGCCGGAGAUUCGGAAACUGAAUCCCGGCGAUAAUUCCGUCUGGGCCACUGAGGAUGAUUACAACCGUGUCAGGGCUACGAAGCUCUGCUGCAAAUUCCGCGCCGGUACUUGUCCGUACGUCGCUAACUUAUGCCAUUUUGCUCACAGCGCGGAGGAGCUCCGUCGUCCGCCGUCGGGUGAGUCACGGGAGGAGUUUAAGAUCCCGGCGGAGAGUGGAAGAUCGUACAAGGGAAGACAUUGCAAGAAGUUUUACAGUGGAGAAGGAUGUCCUUACGGAGAAAGCUGUACGUUUCUACACGACGAUGCUUCAAGAAACAGAGAAAGCUUUGCGAUUAGUUUAGGGCCUCGUGGUUAUGGUGCUGAUGUUGCUCAGAUUGUGAAGCCUCCAAAUUGGAAGACAAGGAUUUGCAACAAGUGGGAGAUUACUGGGUAUUGUCCUUUUGGUGCUAACUGCCAUUUUGCUCAUGGUGCUUCAGAGUUGCAUAGAUUUGGUGGGGGACUCGAAGGAGAAGAUAAUAAGAUUGGAACAUCUACCACUUCGGUCACAAAGCAAACAGGACAAGCAGAGACAGUGACUAACCUUGUUUCUCCUGGAGUCCUGUCUCAACGGACAUCUAGUGCCGUUACGCAGAAACCCAACGGGGUCAGAACUCAACGGAAAUGGAAAGGACCGGAUAAAAUCAGUCGGGUUUAUGGUGAUUGGAUCGACGAUAUUGAAUAA